This is a messenger RNA of Sorghum bicolor (sorghum), 1417 nucleotides long. RefSeq lists its product as uncharacterized. Bases 122 to 1417 code for a protein of 431 amino acids. NCBI's taxonomy places the organism in Eukaryota, Viridiplantae, Streptophyta, Magnoliopsida, Poales, Poaceae. Gene Ontology annotation, molecular function: nucleic acid binding. The record is from RefSeq and is a predicted model, not a curated record. The transcript has 4 exons.
GCAGACGUUUGGGCUACCAAAGGAGUAUUUAUGCGCUUGCAUACUGCUCCCGUCCGUGCAUUUGCUUCUUGCAUGCUCACCUUGCUGCUUUUCUUCUAAUCCUUCCACUCCGCUAAACACAAUGGCAACGGCGGCGUUUGAUCUCAACGAAGAACCUCCGUUGGAGCAUGACAACGGAUUUGAUUUAAACCUGCCGUUAGAUGAAUUUGGUGCAGUCGACUUUGAUUAUCUACAAAACCAUGCUGAUCCUGCUCCCGUGCAACCAAACCAACGAAGGAAAGACAUGUCCGAAGAAGUCAGAAAGCAAGUUUAUCAAACUUUGUUGUUAAGAAGCAAGAAUGGGAAGCUAGGCAAGUCAGAUACAAAAGUUGUGGCUGCUCAGUUUGGUGUACAUCUUCGUCAAGUUCAGCGCCUGUGGAAGCAAGGUAAAACAGCACUUGCAAAUAACAUUCCGGUUGAUGUUGGUAGUCGUAAGAAGGGAACAGUUGGCCGUAAGCCAUCUAUGUCUACUGCUGAUUUGGAAGUUUUGCGUAGCAUUCCUUACAAAGAAAGAAUGACCAUUGAAGAUGUGUGUGCUAAACUUAACAUGAGCAAAUGGGCUAUUCAAAGGUAUUUGAAAAAAGGAUUUCUUAGGCGCCACUCUAGUAGCAUCAAACCGUAUCUCACGCAAGCUAACAAGAAGGCUAGAUUAAAGUGGUGUGUUGAAAUGGUGAAGAGGGAUUUGCUAGCCGACCCAAGGUUCAAAGAUUUGUAUGACUUUGUGUUCAUUGAUGAAAAGUGGUUCUAUCUCUAUCAAAAAUCUGAAAAAUAUUAUUUACUACCCGAUGAAGAUGAGCCCCAUCGGACUUGUAAGAACAAGAACUACAUCCCUAGGCUUAUGUUCUUGUGUGUUGUUGCUCGGCCAAGGUUUAGGGAUGGGAAUUGUACAUUUGAUGGUAGGAUUGGUUGUUUUCCACUUGUUCGGUAUGAACCGGCUAUGAGAGGUAAUGGGAGAACCGGACGUGUCCGUGGAGACUUGCGAGGGCAUAGAAAAGCUCCCGGCGGCAAGGUUUCCGGCACCAUCUCAGAGUCCGUCGCGACGAAGUCCGGCACCAUCUCCGAGUCCAGCACGAUGGAGUCCGGCACCUCUUGCGAUGCGAUGGAGUCUGGCACAGACUCGAACAGUGAAUCUGGGGCGAUCUCCCUGUCCGGCGAGCGGCGCGGCGAGCGUGAGCGUGAGCGGCUCGAGCGAGAUGAAGCCAUGCACGCGACGGACCGGCGAGCGCGAGUGGCGGCGCGGCGAGCACGCCGGCGAGCACGCGAGGUGGGAGCCUGGCGAGUUAGCGGCGAGUACUAUCGAUCGAGAGCGAGGACUGGUGAGUGGAGCUGUGAUGCGAGCAGCGCUUCGAGCUGCGAGGCGAGCGGUACAACGGCAUAG